Messenger RNA from Caenorhabditis elegans, 1129 nucleotides. It is a transcript of the gene taf-11.1, whose product is annotated as Transcription initiation factor TFIID subunit 11. Gene Ontology annotation, molecular function: protein heterodimerization activity. The record is from RefSeq and is marked reviewed. Gene Ontology annotation, biological process: transcription initiation at RNA polymerase II promoter; RNA polymerase II preinitiation complex assembly. Gene Ontology annotation, cellular component: nucleus; transcription factor TFIID complex. Lineage: Eukaryota; Metazoa; Nematoda; Chromadorea; Rhabditida; Rhabditidae. The coding region runs from base 8 to 1045 and encodes 345 amino acids. The transcript is spliced from 6 exons.
AAUAAAAAUGAAUGCCAACGAUUUGUUUGGUGGCCUUAGUGAGAGCAGUGGGAGCAGUGACGAAGACGACGACACUGUGAUGCCACAACCAACAGGCGCUCACAAUGUGCUUGCAGAUUUGGAGCUCAGCGAUGACGAUGGAGAUGAGGAUUUUUCAAGAGAUGGAAUGCGCUCUGACGAAAACCAAAUUUCGCCGGGACAGGAGUCCGUACCAACUCCGAUCACACCGAGAGCACCAGUCGUCUUUUCACUUUCCGACGGAGAGGAUUCUAUGGAUAUGCCGGACAUCGACCAGAUGAUGAUGAAACGGAAUGCCGCUGCUGCCGCGGCCGCUGCUGCAGAAGAGCAAGCUGCUCGAGAAGCUGAAGCUGAUAGAGUUGCGGAGGCGAACAGAGCUGCGGAAACCGCCAAGACUGCUGAGAAGCGAAAAAUUGAUAAAAUUUCAAAAAGCGAGCCACCAAGAAAGCAGCCACGUCAUGAUGAUAACUCUGAAGCUGGGCCCAGCGGGCAGAUUUCGGGAGACGACGACCUUCUGGACACAAACAUUUCGCUGGAAAGCUUCGACUUGAGCAAAGUAAACGAUGCAAGGUACCAAGCAUUGAUUCAACAACAUCAGCCGGAAGAAGAAGCGCCUGGCCCCUCACGUCCAGCACCAGCUCGUCCAGCGCGGAAACUUGACGAUGAAGAAGAAAAUGAGCUUUCGCGAUUGAAGACACAAGUUUUGCUUUCCAACUUUUCACAAGAGCAACUGGAAAGAUAUGAGUCAUACAGACGCUCUUCAUUCCAAAAGUCGACUAUUCGCCGUUUGAUCAGUCAGUACACUGGAGGAGUGAACGUUGGACAGAGUGUGGUCAUCGCUAUCGCAGGAUUGGCUAAGGUGUUCGUCGGUGAAGUUGUCGAAGAAGCAUUGGAUAUUCGUGACAUAAAUGAGGAAGAAGCUAGCAAUCCACUACAGCCGCAUCAUAUUCGUCAAGCGUUCCUCCGGCUCGGAGAGCAAGGAAAGCUAUUCCCACCAAUUGGUCCGAAACAAUCCCAUCUUGAGUGAAUAAUUAUUUUUCUUUGGUUUUCCGUUUCAUUUUUAUUGCUUUGUUUUACAUAUAAUCAGAUUCUAAUGAAAAAAAGUAAUCAC